This is a messenger RNA of Frankliniella occidentalis (western flower thrips), 2353 nucleotides long. Its product is annotated as histone-lysine N-methyltransferase SUV39H2-like. The record is from RefSeq and is a predicted model, not a curated record. The transcript has 12 exons. Gene Ontology annotation, molecular function: zinc ion binding; protein binding; histone H3K9 methyltransferase activity. The coding region runs from base 415 to 2073 and encodes 552 amino acids. NCBI's taxonomy places the organism in Eukaryota, Metazoa, Arthropoda, Insecta, Thysanoptera, Thripidae. Gene Ontology annotation, cellular component: nucleus.
CUGGUCAUAUUUCUGGUCACUGCCACUCCUGCCACUCCCGCACUUUUGCUAACGUCCGUUCCCUCCAUUUGAAAUUUUGGAGGCAAGCCGGUGUUUAUCAAGCGUACAUACAAAUGACAACAACUUUUAUUUGGAAUUUAAAAGGCCGCUUUUCUUUGUUGAAAUACCAAAACCAGAUCGAGUUUUACUUCUUUUAAUUACAAAUGUCGUAAACCAUUUGACAUUUAACCAAGUGCAUCUAAUAAGAUUUGGAUACUUGUUGAUAUUCUUCAGUGACAGCUCAAUCUUAAGGUUAUUAUGACCUGUUUUCCAAACACAAAUAUAGAGGUCAACAUAUCGCACCUGUAUUAAAAAUAUUAGUUUUUAAAAUAAGAAAAAUUAUUAAGUCUAUGUCAUUGCAGUUGUGUUUAAAUAAUGGCUGACCCCAAUAUUGAACAAGUGUGUAUGUCUUAUCCUACGGUGGUGCUUUCUAGAUUACCUCAAGAUGUCUGUGACGUUUUGUUUGCAGAGGAAGAAUCAUCAGAAGAGUCAAUCAAAGAGGUGUCUGGUGUAUAUAAUUAUGAAGGAAAAGAUAUACGUAUAAACAAUUCUUUCAAGCGUCAGAAAUGGAGUAAUGUUUAUUGGAUGCCAGUGCUGCCCAACACACAAAGUGAUGACAGUGGUUUCGGGACAGAAGAUGGCUCAGACUAUUCAAACUUUGAUGAUACACAUAAAAGAGCCCAGAGGUGGAAAGGAGCUGAUGAACAGGGAGAGUAUGAAGUUCAAAAAAUUGUUGAUCACAGGUUUGACAAGGAUGGAAAAGACCAAUUUUUUGUUAAAUGGGUUGGUUGGGGAAGUCAAUUUAAUACUUGGGAGCCAUUGAGUUAUCUUAACUGUCAUGAAAAUCUGAACAAUUUCAUGAGAAAAAUGAUUUUGGAUAUCUUGCUUGUUAAAUGGAGACCUGUGCCUAGUUGUAAAACACUUCUUUUGAACGCUUAUCGUUCCAUUAUUGAUCAGUGGAUCAAGAAUACACCUAAAGGAAUGUAUCUCAAAAAAUUAAGUGGUGGUUUCAAACAAAAAGGCUUGGCUUUAUCCUCUCUGACAAAAAUGUUAGAUGCAGCAGUUAAUGACAAAUGUUCCAAACGUAGAGAACAGAUUAUUGAAAGCAUCAGGGAUCACUGUGCUCUGUUACGAAUGAAACAAGUACGCAAAGAACAGCUGGAACUCCUUAAGAAAUGGGAGGAUAGUUUAAACAGUGUAGGACCUGGAGGUUUGAGUGUUGAAAAUAAUGUUGAUCUUGACGGCCCUCCCAGUGACUUUAUGUUCAUUACUCAGAACAAAACUGGGCCAGGUUUAAAUAGCUGUAUGCUUCUUGGACAAGUUGCUGGUUGUGAAUGUAUAGAGGAGUGUGGGACCAAGGAAACCUGCUGUCCUAAUAUGGCUGGUGUGGAUUGGGCAUACUCAGCAAAGAGUCGUCUGAUUGUCUCUCCUCGCAGCGGAAUAUUUGAAUGUAACAGGUUUUGCUCAUGUGGACCUGAAUGUCCUAAUAGAGUUGUCCAAUGUGGAAGAAAAGUGAAGUUAUGCAUCUUCCGCACCUCCAAUGGUCGAGGUUGGGGACUGAAAGCUGGGGAACGCAUUGAAAGAGGGCAGUUUUUGACCACUUACUUAGGAGAAAUUAUCACUAGUGAAGAAGCUGCCAAGCGUGAUGAAAAUUAUGAAAAAACUGGAUUGUCGUAUCUGUUUGAUUUAGACAUGAUGGAUCCAGAUGAAGGGCAAAUGUUUACAAUCGACGCUAUGAAGUGUGGGAAUGAGUCACAUUUCAUCAAUCACUCUUGUAAUCCUAAUGCACAUGUUGCUGGGGUAUGGAUUGAGACAAAUGAUCCUGCUGUUCCACUACUGGCCCUCUUUGCCAGACGUUUGAUAAGGAAAGGGGAGGAAAUUACCUUUAACUAUCAAGGUGAUCAAGACCAACGGGGUAAAGGUAGUUCUGUGACAGACAAAACUGACAAUGAGAGUGACAAUUUCCAACCUGUGAAAAAAAAAGCAAAGAAGUGCAAAUGUGGGUCUCGAUUUUGCAAAGGCUUUUACUUUUAGAGAAGUUUUAAAAAAUAUUACCGAACACUUUCAACUCUGCUUUUAAUAUGUAAAUUUUGGGGACUAGAAAAAACACAUAUCUUUUAACAUUUACGUGUGUUAAAAAUGUAGGUUUUUGUGAUUAAGGUGGUUUUUUGUCUUUUUUUAAAUAAUGAAUUUUCUUUUAUCAUUUUAAGUUGAAGCGUUGUUUUGUUACUUUUGUGUAGAUAUUGUAGAUAUCAGACCUGAUUUCUGAGUCAAGAUGAUAUGUGCUUUUUAGAAUAAAAUAUCUAUUUUUACA